Messenger RNA from Cucurbita pepo subsp. pepo (vegetable marrow), 1093 nucleotides. Its product is annotated as thioredoxin-like protein AAED1, chloroplastic. Lineage: Eukaryota; Viridiplantae; Streptophyta; Magnoliopsida; Cucurbitales; Cucurbitaceae. Gene Ontology annotation, cellular component: chloroplast. The record is from RefSeq and is a predicted model, not a curated record.
GUUCAUCUACCCGCCACGUUUAGCCUCUGUUCCAAAAUUUCAACAGGCUACUACAUCGACGGCUUUCCCCCGGCCGCUGAUUUCGGUGGAACACAUGGCGGCGACUCUAUCGGCUUCACCGACUUACAGUUCUGCGGCACCAGAAAGGAAAUCCAGCCAAUCGCCUCGUGUUUUCUAUAAUUCUUCUCAUCGAAACCUUCUCUUUAAUUCCAGUUUCUCGCACUGCAACAAUACUGUUAAACUCUCACUUAAGCGAGCUGGCAUCGUCGUGUCGGCAGUAUCUGAUUCUCCCGGAAUUGGAUCGUAUGUGGAGUCUGGGAACAUUGCGGAUUUACUGGAUUCGGUUAAGGUGUUUGACUUGAACGGAAAUGGAAUUCCGAUUUCCGAUCUCUGGAAAGACAGGAAAGCCGUGGUCGCAUUUGCGCGUCAUUUUGGGUGUGUCUUUUGCCGAAAACGUGCUGAUUAUCUUGCUUCUAAGAAGCAGGACUUAUUGGACGCAUCCGGUGUGGCUCUUGUGCUGAUUGGACCUGGUAGCAUUGAUCAGGCAAAAGCAUUCAGUGAGCAAACAAAAUUUCAGGGAGAAGUCUAUGCUGAUCCUGCACAUUCAUCAUAUGAGGCUCUAAAUUUUGUGUCUGGGUUUACAACCACAUUUACUCCCAAAGCGGGUCUCAAGAUUAUUGAGCUGUACAUGGAAGGCUAUCGGCAGGAUUGGAAUCUAUCUUUUCAAAAGGACACUGUGUCUAGAGGGGGAUGGCAGCAAGGCGGCAUCAUAGUUGCAGGUCCCGGUAAAAAUAACAUCUCUUACAUUCACAAGGAUAAAGAAGCUGGGGAUGAUCCAGAUAUCCAAGAAAUUCUCAAGGCUUGUUGCUCAUGAAGUCGAGAGGGAUUCUCACACUGCACUGAUCCAUUGCUAUCUAAGUCUGGCUUGCAAUAAGGUAGUGAUAUGAAGGAUAGUAAAGAGUAUAGUUUUUGUUUAGGGAACAGUUACUUCUAAACUCUGAAAAGUUGGGACAGUAUGGAUUAUCUCCCUUUGUAGAUUUGGAUGAUAAAGGUAUAGAAUCACGUGAAUGAAAUUUAUGUAAUUUGAGUGUUA